Cutaneotrichosporon cavernicola is the source of this 1140-nucleotide messenger RNA. RefSeq lists its product as uncharacterized. The record is from RefSeq and is a predicted model, not a curated record. Bases 1 to 1140 code for a protein of 379 amino acids. Lineage: Eukaryota; Fungi; Basidiomycota; Tremellomycetes; Trichosporonales; Trichosporonaceae. The transcript has a single exon.
AUGGAUGCUCCUUCUGACAACUCAACCCCAAACGCAGAGGCGCAAGCUGCAGCGCCACACAUACCACCGGGGCCGAAUGGCGAGUCGGUCGACGCCAGCGACAAGCCCGUCACCAAUGCUGCCCCGAUCCCCAAUCUCAUCUCGCAGGAGGCACCCGCGGUCCCAGGCCAGACGUUCAGCGACAUCGAGGAGCUCAAGAAUCACCUGCAAGACUGGGCCGGAGAUCAUGGCUUUGCGAUUUCGUGCACCUCAUCCAAGGGAGGCGACUACUACACGAUGCGCUGCAAGCGUGCGAGGGGCGGUAACGGAGGGUGUCCGUGGACAAUGGUUGUGCGUCGCUUCUUCUUCUUGAUCGAUAAUAACCGGGAUGGGCGACUCGUGUGGACAACAACCAACUUUACCCACAAUCACCCCCCGAUGCCGCGAGGGACGUUUGCGAUCCACCGCCGCCCGACACCAGAGGUGCGCGAGUUCAUUGAGCGAGCUGGAGAGCGUGGCGACAAGCCGCGCGUGAUCCUCAAUAUUGUGCGCCGGAUGGAGGGGUGCGCCGAGUUUGACAUUGACACGGUCUACUAUAUCGUCGCCCAGUGGCGAAGGAAGAGCCGAGGUGAUGGCGCGAGCUCGGGGAUGGGGACUACUGCUGUGGAGGGGACCAGCCACAAUGAGAAUGAGAAAGAACCUGUUGAGCAAGCACCGAAUCACCACGCGUCGACCGUGAGCGCCGCGCGCGAUACCAGCGAGAAUGCCACGAACGGUGAGAUCGACAACAGCAAGAAUGGUUCAAGCACCAGCCCUGACACACCGGCUGAGAUCGACCCCAUGCUUACGGACGAGCCGAAACUCGACCAGCCCCAGUCACAUUCGGCUUGUGCAAUGCCGGAGGCACAGUCCGAGCGCGUUGACGCGCGCGGUCGGCCCAAGCCCUGGUGUGAUGGCUGCCAGAGCUACAUUCGCCACCACGGCUCGUGUCCAAGGGAACAGCGCAAGCGCAAGGCGGCGGGUGAGAGCACAGUGACAUACGUCGACAUGGGUGUGCAGACUGAGCCCCUCGACAUCUUCAAGGAUCCGGCGUUUGCGCGUCAGAUUGCGGCUAUUCUCCUCACGGCUAGCGAGAACGUCAAGAGCCGAGCCGGUCUCUAG